Scleropages formosus (Asian bonytongue) is the source of this 6018-nucleotide messenger RNA. Its product is annotated as mitogen-activated protein kinase 9-like. The record is from RefSeq and is a predicted model, not a curated record. Gene Ontology annotation, biological process: protein phosphorylation. NCBI's taxonomy places the organism in Eukaryota, Metazoa, Chordata, Actinopteri, Osteoglossiformes, Osteoglossidae. Bases 428 to 1696 code for a protein of 422 amino acids. The transcript is spliced from 14 exons. Gene Ontology annotation, molecular function: MAP kinase activity; ATP binding.
ACUGCCGUAUCGCUGGUGUCCGACCAGCCCGAACCUCCGCCCCUAAUCAUGCCAUUGACACAAGUUUGGAGUGUAACUCGGUGGAAUUCCUGCUCCGGUUAGGCGCUCACACCGUGUCUAUGUGUCCGGACGGAUAAGUCACGGUGUGUUUAAUGUCGAACCGGUGAGCAUUGGCCCUUGUGCGGACCUCGGCGCGCUUGUCCCGGAGUGUUUCUCGCCGGAGCAACGAAGCCGAAGGGGAGAAGAAGGAAGAUAUUUUUAUCCGGGAGAGAGUGUGAGAGGCUAAGCUGGCAUGUAACUAGACAAGCAAGGGGACGCUGGCUUGCCGAGUGCGGCGAAAAGGUCUGGGGUUCGAGUCCUCCUUGGGGUACCUUGCGGCAGACUGGCCUCCUGUCUGAGGUUUGAUCACAUCUGAGGUGGGGGAGCCAUGAGUGAGGAGGACGGGAACUUCUACAGUGUCCAGGUGGGAGACUCCACCUUCACGGUGCUGAAGCGGUACCAGCAGCUCAGGGCCAUCGGGUCGGGGGCGCAGGGCAUUGUCUGCUCUGCUCUGGAUGCUGUUCUUGGGAUUCCCGUGGCAGUGAAGAAGUUGAGCCGACCUUUCCAAAACCAGACCCAUGCCAAGAGGGCCUACAGGGAACUAGUGCUGCUCAAGUGUGUCAACCACAAAAAUAUUAUCAGGUUGCUCAAUGUCUUCACGCCACAGAAGUCGUUGGAGGAGUUCCAGGAUUUGUAUCUGGUGAUGGAGCUGAUGGAUGCCAGCCUGUGCCAGGUGAUCCACAUGGACCUGGACCACGAGAGGAUGUCCUACCUGCUGUACCAGAUCCUGUGCGGCAUCCGACACUUGCACUCUGCGGGCAUCAUCCACAGGGACCUCAAGCCCAGUAACAUUGUGGUGAAGUCAGACUGCACUUUGAAGAUCUUGGACUUUGGUCUGGCCAGAACAGCCUGCACAAACUUCAUGAUGACCCCUUAUGUGGUGACCAGAUACUACAGGGCACCAGAGGUCAUCCUUGGAAUGAAGUACAAAGAAAAUGUGGACAUCUGGUCUGUGGGGUGCAUCAUGGGAGAAAUGGUGAAAGGCAGCGUCAUUUUCCAGGGGACAGAUCAUAUCGACCAGUGGAAUAAGGUCAUUGAGAUUCUUGGCACGCCCUCCCUGGAGUUCAUGAGCCGCUUGAUGGAGACAGUGAGGAACUAUGUGAUGAACAAGCCUCAGUACCCAGGAGUGAGCUUCACAGAACUCUUCCCUGACUGGGCUUUCCCCUCAGACUCUGAGCAUGACAAGCUGAAGACUAACCAAGCUCGAGACCUGUUGUCCAAGAUGCUGGUGAUUGACCCAGAGAGGCGAAUUUCUGUGCAGGAAGCCUUGAAUCACCCUUACAUCCAUGUGUGGUAUGACCCGGCGGAGGCAGAUGCGCCUCCACCACAGAUUCCGGACAAACAGCUGGAGGAACGAGAACACAGUAUUGAACAGUGGAAAGAAUUAAUCUAUAAAGAGGUGAUGGACUGGCAAGAGAGGAGCAAGAAUGGAGUAGUUAAGGAUGAAGCAGACUCGGCAGUGAACAGCAGUGCCACAGCCUCCCAGUCCUCUUCGAUCAACGACAUCUCAUCCAUGUCCACGGAGCAGACCCUGGCCUCAGACACGGAUAGCGGCAGCGUCGAUGUCCUCCCGGGGGUGCUGGAGGAGUGCCAAUGAAUGCAGAGGGAAAUAGCAAAAACGCACCCCCCAAACCUCGCUCUUCCUUUGCCCUCGGCCCCAUCUGUUUGCACUCCCCUGCUCCCCUUCACAAGCUGAACACCACAUAGCAUGCUUUAUGCUUUUAUCUGAGGAUGGGGGAAUCACGUCAAAGUCAGAUUCCUGUGCGCACACUUUUAUUUUCUCUUGUGUGACACAGGGCUUUAGAGCAAACUGACUGGACUGUAGCAACGUGAAAGUGAAUUGAAUUUGGUACAAAAAAAGAAAAAAUGUAGACAGCUUCAUAUUUUAAUAAGCAUAUUUUAUAUAAUUUUAACUUGAAGGUGGCAGAAUUGUCUCAUUGUUCCCACCACGAUAGAGGGUUUCUGCGAAUCCCCUUUUACAGUGCAGGUUUUACAUGGAGGUUCUCGCUCUGCACUGUAUGAGACGGAUCGGUUUGCUGCUUUUAUACUUAAGACCCUUUCAUGUCGGAUGUCACUAAUGCUGGGAAUUUACUGUGUGAUUUUCUAAAUCAUAAUUCUGCAAGACCUGUCAUACAUUGUCGUUUUUGCUCACGCCAGUGUGUCAUAGGUUUGAAUCUGGGGAUGGGAACCGUCAGCUGUCAUGGUCUGUUUUGCGGGGCAGUUGCAGCAGAGACGUAACUACAAGUUGUGCCUAAAAUGUGCUGGAUUAUGCACUAGAUUAUUCAAAUGUGCUACAUUUUAUGCACUAAAAAGCAUAAAAAGACUUAAAACUUGGCAUUUGUAUGUAUUACUGAUCAGUAAACCUGGGUGACAUGGUCUGUCAGAGCUUUGGAGGGCAUAGAAAGGAAGAAGUCGGUAAACGUCAGCAUUAAUGGUGAGUCUCAAUACCACACUUUCUGUGUGUUUCACAUUUCCGUGUGUAAUUGUACGUAGCUAGUUUUAUUGCGUGGGUGAGACUGAAAGUUUUCUAUUGACCAAAGUUUGAACGUUCUGAGCACAUCACUGUUUUUGUGCCGAUCGAUACAGAUCAGAGGGAAACGCUUCAUGUCACCCAUCAUGCUGUUGGGUCUGAAUGGAGAUCAUGAUGCUGUGUGGGAGAUGAACACGGGCAGUUGUCAGCAUUUGUGUGAUCUUUGCUGCUGCAAGUAUACCACAUUUGGAAAAAUAGCAUUAGGUUCACACAUCUCAAUCAUAAUACAAAAAAAAAAAACAAAUCGCACAAUAUAUUCACCCAGCUUUAGUAUCAGGUAGUUAAAUAUUAUCUGUGCGUUUUAAUAAUCAUACUUGGCCCAAACAGUUGUGUAGUAUUUCGUCUGUUGUUUGUUAAUGAAGCCAAAGUAAGAAAGCAAAUAUAUAGGGAUAUUCUGGUGGUGUGUUCAGCAGAGAAUUUUUCUUAUUUUUUUAAAAUUUGCAUUGUUUGGUCGUUAUCAGUUUCAGUACUGUAUCAUACCUCAGUAAUAAUUGUACAGUAACUAAUGCCUGAUCUACAUGAGUAUCUGGGAUGUGAUCUGAUGGAAUGCAAAGGCCAAACAUUAAAUGUAAGCCUCCUGUAAGCAUUGGUGGGGGAAAAAAAUGGUCUUUUGCAUGUUUUUGAUAGCAAAAUAGAAUGUGUCCUUUGUAAGAAAACUAAAGGUAUCAAACAGUGGCAAUUUUUUUUCUCUCUCCCUUCUCUCUCCUGGAAAACCUUAAUACUCCCUGUGCAUCAUAGAUGUGACUCUUAUAUAUGUUUAUGUUAGUGCUGUUCCACCUUGCACUAUGACUAGUGGGUCCUCCAGCCUGGGUGGGUUAUUUAUCUGUACAGUGUAAUGUAUGGAGUAUGGAAAAUGGAACUCCUGUUAGACUUCUAAAAGUGUAAUGCAACCUUAAGCAAAUGCAAUGUGCAUUACUUGCAAAUUAAAUAGUACUGCUAAUAAUUAUUUAUAUAUCAAAAUCCCAAAGGAUUCAACCAAAAAGAGAAAAUUAGACUGUUACUUGUACUAAUAAUGUUGACGAUGACUAACAGUUUCCUCCAGUUCUAGUCUUCACGCAAUGAGCUUGAUUAUAAAUUUAUUUUGUCUGUGAUGGACAAUUGUGUAAUUGGACAGUUUUGCACAGUUAAAUACAUAUUCCAAUUUCCCUCAGACAUAGUAUUGGAAAAAGUAUUUUCUAUGUAGGAUGAAACGGAUCAAAGGUACGCUACAAAGCACAUAUAUUGUAUUCUGAUGCAAAUUGAAUUAUUUAGAGGUGAGGUUUUGUGUGUUUAAACGGAGUUGCCUUUCAGCAUCAAAAAGUACUGACUGAGCACGUAUUAAGAUGUGUUCAUGGGCCUGAGAAAAGUAUUAUGCUAUUGGAUACAGUGUGUCUUGUAGAUAAGUUUCUUGUUUCACCUAUUCCUAUGUAGGUCGAAUAUAGGUGACUAUAGGUGAAUACGGUCAGUUUAAAAGGUUGUCCUGAAUACAUUUAAAUACUAGAUUAAUGCCGUUUAUAGCUCUUUGAGAAUGGUCAUCUAAAGAUCCAACUGCUAGCUAGAAUAUAAACUCAACUGUAUCCAACUGCAUGGGUUGUCUGUGUGAAUUUAGAGUCUCACGGGGUGACACUUGUGGCCUUCUCUUUGUCCCUCUUAGAGAGCCUUCCAUGUAUCGGCAGUCACAGGACAAUUUUCAAACAGUUUGGUUACAGUUUACACUAAGUAACAAAAAGAGUCCUGUCCGUCUUUACAGGUCAGGGACACACAGACAUACCCAUCUCAUUCUGACCAACCUACACGUCAAACCCAAAAACGUGAUGUUCAGAUCCAAACUUCCUCGGUUCUUCUACUUUGGGUGUCAACUCAUCGGUUUGAUUUUUCUCAGUCUUGCCCCUCCUGUCCUCAGACAGGGCACAUAAGCAAAGGCAGGAUAAAGCUUUGCAGGGAAUUGUGGGUGUUGGAUUGGAGAUGCUGGCCUGUGUGGUGCAGAAGGAGAUGGCUGCGGAGACGAUGCCUUGUGUUGGCUACAAGGAUUGACAUCUUUGCAUUAGAACAUUUUGAUCCUUUUCUUUAUUAUGAAAUAAUGUGUAAAUAGAGAUUUUUAUUUUUCAAAUAUUCAUUGUCCUUUUCAGUUUUUGUACUGUUGAUUUCUGAUAUCAUCUGUCUUGGGUUUUUUUUUUUGUUGUUUUUAUUUUGUGGCAUCAUGAAAGUCUUUAUAACUGGAGAUGCUUGCAGUCAUACAGAGCGCUGUCUGGAUUCCACACUCCAAGGUGUAAAUUCCCCAAAGUCGAAUUUACAGAAACACUGAGGGACAGAAAUGUGCUCCAAGACACAUGACUACAUGGAUGUCUUGUCCUCUGCCGUUUGAUGAGCAGCGAGAUGUGUGGAGUGACAGGUAAUGGGUGGAGCUUUUUUAUUCUCAUCUUCAUCCAUCUUGCUUUAGUCCAUUCUGUAGAAGUCCUCUAUGCUGCGGCAUAGGGCUUCAAAUAAGUGAAGUUGCGUAGCCAUACAUGUUGCUUAAAGAAAAUACUUUUUUUUUUCCUUUUAUUAUUAAAUCUCUGGACUUCAUGGCACCAUGUUGCCUUCAUACAUUUCCCCUCGAAUGGGAUUCAUCACAAUGUAACGAACACUUGAACAAAAAAUUAACUCUAAAAUUGUUUUACGAUUGUACUGAAAGGUGUGUCCGUCUCUACAUGUUUUGGUCCAUCUGUUACCUUUCCGUUGCUCAUUCCCCAACUGACCCCAGUGGAUUCUACUACCGCGUACUGUAGCUGCAAAAGUGUAACUGACUACCGUUGGCCCAUAAUUGUCUUUCUCUUGAAAUGCUUGAUCAUGUUUUGUUUACCUGUCUUACUUGUAAUUUCUGGUUUGUUUAAUCUUAUAUUACACUUUGUUUCUGGCUGUAUUGACUCUUUUCCAUUGUCCAAAAGUUGCAAAAAACGCUCCAAAGGAAAUGGGCCCUUUUGAACCCUGGAUCCACAGCAGUUCCUCACUUCCUCAAGGACUCUUCUCCCGCCCCCCCCUAUCCUGCUGGCUUGUAGUACAGGAUGAACAAAGUAUGUGCUGUCUGUGGGAACCAAACGGUUUCUGGCUGCUGAGGGAAUCAUUCAUUGCCCUGUCAUCCUUGGGUCAUAGAUCGGACAAGGGUCACCCUAAAGCGAUCGUGGGUUUGAAGUGAUGAAAUUCAGAGGACAGCCUCUGGUGAGCUGAGGUUAAAAGUGGUUAUAUGUCCAUCGUUGUAGGUUGCGUCCCUGUUGCUCGUGUGUGUGUUUCUUUGUGUGCUGUGCCGCCGUCUCGGCUUCAGCCUGCUGGACGGUUCAGGGAUGUGACACCUGUUUUUUGCCCCUCCUAGCGGCCUCCCUGGCUUGCAGAAUUGUUAUGCAAGAACAAAAAGUGAUAAUCAUUUAGAGGCA